AUGAAAUCAAAUGAGUUUUUUAUUGGAAUUUCAUUAGUACUUUUGUCAAGUUUAUUUAUCGGUUCAAGUUUUGUUUUAAAAAAGAAAGGCCUACUUCAAUUAUCAGGUGGUUUUGGUUAUUUAUAUGAAAUACAAUGGUGGAUUGCCUAUGGAUUUGCUCCUGCAUUACUUGUCACGCCACUUGGUGCAUUAUCAGUUUUAGUUCGUGCUUUAAUGGCUGUUCGAUUUCUAGAUGAAAAAUUAAAUAUACUUAGUAGAAUUGGUUGUCUUCUUACAGUAUGUGAAUUUCUUUUCUUUUCAUUCAUUAUAUGUAUUGGACUAUUAUGUUUAAUAUUUUAUUAUGUUCCACGUUUAGGUCCUCAAUAUGUUCAUAUUUAUAUAUUAAUUUGUUCACUUUUGGGUGCUUUUACUAUAACAGCAUGUAAAGGUAUUGCUAUUGGUUUAGAAGAAUUCUAUACUCAUAAGUAG
Adineta steineri is the source of this 468-nucleotide messenger RNA. The record is from the annotation of a GenBank genome assembly. Lineage: Eukaryota; Metazoa; Rotifera; Eurotatoria; Adinetida; Adinetidae.